CGCCGUCAGCUGUUGGCGUCGUCGCCUCGCGGGGAGAGCGGCGGCGCUGCGGGCGGAGGUGGCGACCCCUUCGGAACGGGCGCAAAGGGUAGCCUAGGCGGCCAGGGCGUGCGCUCCCGCCUGGGACACGCACACUCCGCGGUCACUUUCCAAAGGAUUCCUACCGCCUCUCCUUCCCCUACUUUCUUAAGGGGUCGCCCCUUGAUCCCUGGAGUCGCCGUAACCGCCCGCACCUCCUGUCUCCCAUCUCGGGAGCCCCGGGCGGGGACACCCCGCAUCGCACGUCGCCCAGCGUCCGGGCACCUGGCUCAGCAGGAGGCCCCCGGGUCGGGGCAGGGCAGGGCCGGCGGUGGCGAGCCGGAGCCCGCCCAGCGCCCGGGCCCUGCCGGCCCCUCGGAGCCCACUCAUGGGGCCCCAGCUCCGCGCGCCCCCUCGCCCGGCCGCGCCCCGAGCCGCGCCGAGGAGGAGGAGGAGCAGGAGGAGCCGUGCGCAGUGAUCCGGGAGCCGCGGCCACCGCAGGCAGGCGCUUCUCCGCACCUCCGGGCGCUUCCAGGCAGCCCUCCGCGCCGAACCAAAGGCCUGGCCCGCCAGCCGCGAGCCAUGAUGAAGACCCUGUCGAGUGGGAACUGCACACUCAGUGUGCCUGCCAAGAACUCGUACCGCAUGGUGGUGCUGGGCGCCUCCCGGGUAGGCAAGAGCUCCAUCGUGUCCCGCUUCCUCAACGGCCGCUUCGAGGACCAGUACACGCCCACCAUCGAGGACUUCCACCGCAAAGUGUACAACAUCCGUGGCGACAUGUACCAGCUGGACAUCCUGGACACCUCCGGCAACCACCCCUUCCCCGCCAUGCGCAGGCUCUCCAUCCUCACAGGCGAUGUUUUCAUCCUGGUCUUCAGUCUGGAUAACCGCGAGUCCUUCGACGAGGUCAAGCGGCUCCAGAAGCAGAUCUUGGAGGUCAAGUCCUGCCUGAAAAAUAAGACCAAGGAGGCAGCCGAGCUGCCCAUGGUCAUCUGCGGCAACAAGAACGACCACGGCGAGCUGUGCCGGCAGGUGCCCAGCACCGAGGCCGAGCUACUGGUGUCAGGCGAUGAGAACUGCGCCUACUUCGAGGUGUCAGCCAAACGCAACACCAACGUGGAUGAGAUGUUCUACGUGCUCUUCAGCAUGGCCAAGCUGCCGCACGAGAUGAGCCCCGCUCUGCACCGCAAGAUCUCCGUGCAAUACGGCGACGCCUUCCACCCUCGGCCCUUCUGCAUGCGCCGUGUCAAGGACAUGGACGCCUACGGCAUGGUCUCGCCCUUCGCCCGCCGGCCCAGCGUCAACAGCGACCUCAAGUACAUCAAGGCCAAGGUCCUGCGGGAGGGCCAGGCCCGUGAAAGGGACAAGUGUGUCAUCCAGUGAGCAGAAGGGACGCUGGGGCAGGGCUUGGGCAGUGCCUUAAAGGGCCCCAGAUGCCAGCUCCCUGCAAACCCUCCUGCCGGGGCAGGGGUUGGGGGGGAGCGUGGCCAUCUUGUUUAGACACCUGUGACCCAGGCCAGAGGCCCAGCGCCGACCUCUGCCCUUCCCUUGGCCCAUCCUCGCCCGCCAUUUACCCUUGAGCCUCUGUCCAUUGCUCCCCUGUGGUUCCAGCUUUUCCAUGGUGGUUGGUG
Molecule: messenger RNA, 1649 nt
Organism: Ochotona princeps (American pika)
Lineage: Eukaryota; Metazoa; Chordata; Mammalia; Lagomorpha; Ochotonidae
Gene: RASD2
Product: RASD family member 2
Exons: 3
Coding region: 601-1401 (266 amino acids)
Molecular function (GO): GTP binding; GTPase activity
Source: RefSeq, a predicted model, not a curated record